Molecule: messenger RNA, 4343 nt
Organism: Perca fluviatilis (European perch)
Lineage: Eukaryota; Metazoa; Chordata; Actinopteri; Perciformes; Percidae
Product: coxsackievirus and adenovirus receptor-like
Exons: 6
Coding region: 1139-2362 (407 amino acids)
Source: RefSeq, a predicted model, not a curated record
AUCAUUGUUUAGGUAGCCUACAUUAAACCACGUUAACCUUUUUCAUCGCCAUAGGCGCCAACGAGGAAUAAACGUUAAUGUGAGAUAACUGAUAAUCGUUGGAUUUCGGUUUAGUUUUUUUGACAGGCUUAAGUGUUCAUGACUAGAUAUGGCCAUGAGAGAUUUGGUGAUCGUUGUUGAGGUAGCCUACAUCGCACAGAAUGUCAGACAGUGUUGUAAGAGGAGGAGCGAUCAGCAGAACAACAGCUGGGUCUGUGCUGCGAUAGAGGGAGGUUAGGGAGGUUUUUGUCGAUUUGUUGGCAUCUGUCGCUCAAGAAUUAUGUGUUAUGAACUUUAUUUAUUUUAACUAAUGGAGCUCGAGGUUUUCAAAAAAAAAAGUGGUGUGUACAAAAUGAGUCAUGACGAAUAUAUAUAUAUAUAUAGGUACGCAUCCGCCUAUGCCGCUGUUUUGCGGUAGUUAACGUUGCUAACCUGUAUCACCAUCAAAGACUAACUAUAGUUGUGAAAUUAAUAAAACUCUGGCCUGCUGAUAAAAUAGUUUUGGGCAUUCAUCUUUAAAUUAACCCGCACAGCGCAUCACAGUAGCCUGCUUUAGAUUCUCCUUCAGAUUCAGUUUUCCGCCUGUAACCAGAGCUGUAGUCCCGCCCCUCUGGUGCAAAUCCACCCAGACUGCCAGCCAACCCCUCCCACUGGGUUGUAUAACAGGAUAUAGUGCACUCAUUGACAUAUAGGUGCUAGUUCCUUAGAUGGCAGCAAUGCAACUUUUUGGAUGCCGGCUGCCGUAAAACCCCAAAGAAGAAGAGUAACCUACCAAGUACACUCCCGCACAGUAGGUGGCGGUAUGCACCUGAACGUUAUUUGCAAUCCGCCAUUAAAGAAGAAGAACCUACCCCUCCCUUGUGCAGCCGGUCUAGUGCAGCGCUGUAAAAGUCCUUCUCCGUCCAUAUACAGCCAGCCCCUUCCUGGUGAACUGUCGGUGGUAAUUAAAGAACCAUCACAGCCGAUCAGAGCCACCUCUGCUCCCUAUAGUCGUAGCGUCGAGGAAAUACUCUAAACAUAUAUAUUAGUAUAUUAUACUGUCAGAGAGAACCGUGUCGGGAUACAGAGACUGCAGCAGAUCGCCUCUCUCUCAGCUCUCAUGGCUCCAUUUCUGCUGCUGUUGUUCCUUCUGUCUGAAGCAGCUUCUGGAGAGCUUGUGGUACCAGUGAACCCUGGAGAUGAUGUCAUUCUGCCAUGUCAGGCUGCUGGUUCCUCCAUCAGAGUUGUGGAGUGGACCAGACCUGACCUGAAGCCAGAUACCGUCCUCUAUUACAGAGGUGGACACUUGACUCCAGACGACCAGCAUCCAUCCUUUAAGGACAGGGUGGAGCUGGUGGACAGAGAUCUGAAGGACGGAGACGUGUCUUUAAUUCUGAAGAAUGUGAGCAGACACGACGCUGGAACAUACAAGUGUCGAGUUAAAUCUGGUGUUACUAACCAAAUCAGACUCAUCAGGACCAUCCGUCUGCAGGUUCCAGACGAGAUUGUGGUACCAGUGCCUGGAGAUGAUGUCAUUCUACCAUGUCAGGCUAAUGAUUACAACAUCAGAGUUGUAGAGUGGACCAGAGCUGACCUGGAGCCAGAUACCGUCCUCUUAUACAGAGAUGGAAACCUGGAGACAUACUACCAGCAUCCAUCCUUUAAGAACAGGGUGGAGCUGGUGGACAGAGAUCUGAAGGACGGAGACGUGUCUUUAACUCUGAAGAAUGUGAGCAGACACGACGCUGGAACAUACAAGUGUCGAGUUAAAUCUGGUGUUACUAACCAAAUCAGACUCAUCAGCACCAUCCGUCUGCAGGUUCCAGACCUGGUUGUGUUACCAGUGCCUGGAGAUGAUGUCAUUCUACCAUGUCAGGCUAAUGAUUACAACAUCAGUGAUGUAGAGUGGAGCAGAGGAGACUUGGAGCCAGAUACCGUCCUCUUGUACAGAGAUGGACACCUGGAUCCAGACUACCAGAAUCCAUCCUUUAAGGACAGGGUGGAGCUGGUGGACAGAGAUCUGAAGGACGGAGACGCGUCUUUAACUCUGAAGAAUGUGAGGAGCAUCGACAAGGGGACAUACGAGUGUCGAGUUAAACCAGCUGAUUCAAGACGGGAAAGAAGAGCCAUCAUCAACUCUGAGCCAAUCAGAAUCAUCCGUCUGCAGGUUACAGGUCCUGAGGAUAGAAACUCCUCUCCUGUAGGCCGAUACCGUGGACUGGCAGCAGGUGUUCUGGUUCUUGUAGCUGUUGUUGCAGUGGUUGGUGUCCUGAUGUAUAAAAGACAUAAGAACAAGAGAUCAGGACAACCUGCUGAUGAAGCCUCAGCCGAUAAGUUCAUCUGACAUCUCCCAGAGCUCUUUACACCUGACAGCUUUCUCAUGUGCUGUAUAUACAACAUGAUUUUUACUUCUGUGGGUGGGAGGUCAUGUGCAGAUCUGCUGUUUGGUCCGUUUGCCCCCCCAUCAUGGUGGAGGGGUCUGUGUAUCUGAGUCUGUAUCAUCUGGAGCUCUGAGCUCCUCUAGGGUCUCCUAUGGUGUAGGGCUGCACGAUACUUUCUUUCAUCGUCUACAUCGAUGUUGACGCCAACACUUUUUUGCUGCUUGCUAGAAAAGUAAACUUUCACCGUUCUCCUUUUACAUGAUCGUUACCGGCCGAGCCUUCCCCUCUAAGACAGGUGGUCAUGUGACGUAACGGGAGGUGAGGCUCUCCGUGGGUAGAAAACUACCGUAAGCGGUAGCUGCCACAGACACAGUGAUGCUAAUACUUUUCCAUGGGGAGCCAGUGUUUUAUGUUCGCUGCAAAGACAAACUAAAUCACCUGAUUAAGGCAACGUUAUCCUGACUUCUCCCGGCCAUUUUUCACCGCAGAAAGCUGCUACCAGCCAGGCUAAAGCUAACAUAGUUAGCCUAAAGAAACUUGUCCCAACUAAUGUUACAGUUCGGAGCCGCGAAGAUAAAAACGUAACGCCAAUCUCCAACAGCAGUCUGUUUCUGAUAUAACAUAAUUUACACUGAUUGAAGUGCUCCUGGAUACACAGUUUGGUGCUGUAUGAGUGACUUACAGGCUCCAACCAACCACCAAUCAUGAUCAAUUUUAAUCAAUUUAUCUAACAACCAAGGCUAGGCCAAGGUAGUCGACCACAACCUGAAAUCUAGAGGAAGCAACAUGCAUGCAUUAUUACUAUCAUUGACUUUAGCCUGGAUUGAUAUUAUUAUAUGAAUACAAUGCUGUCAUGUCAGUCAACCAGUGUAUUUCUUCCUAAUCUCCCUCUCCAAAAUCACUUCAGAAGAGUAAUCACAGCGUUGCUUUGGUGUUUGUAAAGCAUUAAAGUUCAUCAAAGACUGGUUCACAUAAGAAAAUUUCCAUUUUAAUUUUUGUAAAUGCACUCCCCUACAAAAUCACCCCAGUAGUUGAGAAUUAUUUAGUAUUUCUAAAUAGGGCUAUUUAUGUCCUCUUGUAUAAAUUAUAUUGCAUAUAUAUAUCGCAGGAAAAAAAACGCAAUGUAAUGUUUGUUUUUUUACCGUGGUAUCGAAAUCGGCAUCGAGAAUCGUGUUAUUUUACUGGUAUUGGCACCGACUACUGAAUUUUUGGUAUUGUGACACCCCUAAAGUGAAUCUAACAAUAACAUACUCAACGCUGAGCUGUAUCCCAGCCAGCUUUUAACAGGAAAUAAUGUUUCUUUAGUUGUAAAUAUCAGCAGACGGAGCACCCACCAGAUAUCUUCUAAUCAGGUGUAGAGAGAUCUUCAACAUGUCUUCUGUUUGGGUGUUUUGGUAAUAAUACAUUUUAUAUGAAGGGAAUUUUAAAUGAUUGUUUUCUGCUCGGCCAUAUAAAGCCUCAGGGUGCCUUCUAAGAAUGUUAUAUUUCCAGCUAAUGAUAAAAUAUCAACUGACAUUGAAUAUUUUAAACUGAGGAGUUGAUGACAUUGUGAAUAUUGUUGUUAUUGUAAUUAUAAAAUCAUCUGAUGCAGCUCAGAAUAUCUCGGGGGGACAUAGAGGACGAGUCUGUCUCUAAAUAAGACCUUAAACUGGAUUUAUUGUCUAUGAAGUAGAAUUACAUGAUGUUGAACUAUACAAAAGUGAUGAUCUGUGAAAGCAGUUGAUAAUUAUUUAAUAUGAAUCAAUGGAUAAAAUAAUAAUAAUCAGAGAUAUGAUGGAAGUUGAUAACUCAGUUUUAAUAUUCAGAUACAUUAAUGCGCUUUACACUGUUUUACUCUAUAAAUACUUUUAUAUUUGUAUUCAGAGUUGUUACUAAUAUAUAUUCAUUGUUGUGCACUUUUCUUACUUUGAACAUAAAUAAAGCCGCUCCAAAUAUCCAACCUCA